GCCUCCUCUUGACCUUUCACCCCGUUCCGUACCAACAGUCCCCUUCAGCUGCGGGCCGUUUACCCGCUUAGGUUCUGGCUCGGACGUGUUACCCGCUGAGCCCCCGGUACCCGCUAACGGUUCGGUUCGGUCCCUUUAACAGAACCGGAGCCAAACCGCCCAGAAGCUAACGGCUAGCUACCGCAGAUGGAGGAGUUUCUGCGGGCCUGCCGGCGGACCUUGCAGGAAAACGUGGGUCCGGCCGGUCCUGGUGUCCAUGUGGUUUUAGGGAAUGAAGCCUGUGAUGUGGACUCUAUGGUGUCCGCCCUCGCCUUCGCCUACUUCCUGUUCAGGACUGCAGGUGGCGACCCGCCGGUUCUGCCCCUGCUCAACAUCCGACAGUCGGAACUGGUGCUGCGAUCAGACAACCUGUUCCUGCUGCGGCGGACGGGUCUGUCUCCAGACCUGCUGCUGUUCAGGGACCAGCUGGACCUCAGAGCUCUGCACACAGCAGGCCGCCUCCGGCUGACCCUGGUGGACCACAACGUCCUGCCGAGUUCAGACGCUGACCUGGAGGGGGCAGUGGUGGAGGUACUCGACCAUCAUCAGCUUGAGAGAAAAGCUUCCCCCAGCUGCCCGGUUACCGUGGAGAUGGUGGGAUCCUGUGCCACCUUGGUAACCGAACGCAUCAUCCAAAAAGCUCCACAGAUCCUGGACCAGCAGCUCGCCCAGCUGCUCUACGCAGCGAUGGUGCUGGACUGCGUCAACAUGGCUCCUGCUGCAGGUAAAGUGACGCCUAAAGACAGUCAGUAUGCUGCUGCGCUGGAGACACGGUUCCCUGCUCUGCCACCGAGGGGCGCUCUGUUCCAGGAGCUGCAGGAGGCAAAGUUUGACGUCUCAGGUCUGAACGUGGAGCAGAUGUUGUUAAAAGACAUGAAAGCCGUUUCAGGAAGUCUCAACAUUGCUGUUCCUGUUCUGUACAUUACCUUGGAGGAGUUCCUGCAGAGGCCUGACCUUGAAGCAGAGCUUUCAGCUUUCUGUCACAAGUUUGGAUACGAUUUGCUGAUCAUGAUGACAAUCUCCUUCACUGAGAGCAAAGAGCCAAUCAGAGAGCUCGGUGUGUUCAGCCACAGCACCACCUGCAGGGAGCAGGUAAGCAAGUUCCUUGAACAGGCCCGCACCCUGGACCUCAACCUCCAUCCAGUCAGCUCCUCCCACCCUCACAUCUCAGCCUAUCACCAAGGGAACAAGCUGGCUUCCAGGAAGAAGCUCCUCCCCAUCGUGAAGGACUUCCUGAGGGAGUGCGAUGGAGACUGUUGCCUUGGAGACGCCGAGGAGGAGUCUUUGGUCCCCCCCACCCCCAUGAACAGUCUGGUUGAGGGCUGUCCUCUGGAUGAAGGCCUGCCGAAGAUCACUGCUGAAGACCUGCAGGACAAAUUCCGCCAAAUGGACUCCGCUGACCUCUGACCUUCUUUCUGUCAGUUUCAGGGCAUCCCUGGUCUCCUCCCAGCAUCCCUGUUGCCGCAGCAGCGUCUAAGGACGGCGAUGGAGGGGCAGAACAUCGGUACUUUUGACAAUAAACCUUUUCAAUCCCAGAGAUCCAGGUGGAAUAAAGCUGGUGCUACAGAACCAGACCAACAGAACUGGGCUUUUCUCAGUGAAAUACGGUGUUACAGCAGAUUCUCAACAGAGCCAGCGUUGAAGGAGCCCAACUGGAUCGUCCCGCAGUCAGUUCAGGAUGUGUUUUCUAAUUUAGAUCAAAAGGACAAUCUAAGCAACCAAAGAGUAGCUGAGGUACGUUCUGUUGGAAACCGUUAAAACUAAAGGCUUGAUUUCACCUUUUUUAUAACCUUUGUGUUGUUUAGAGAGUUUCCACUCGUUUGUGAGAUCCCACCAAGAAAGAUAAGAAAACAGUAUUAUUGAAUAUGCUUAAGCGAUCAAACCUCAACACACCAAUCACCUCUGCUUACGUUAACAAUUGCAUGUCAGUUUUAUCCUCAAUAAACUGCAAACGUAAAAGUCUGUCUGAACAGUUCCUUCACAGCAAGUCUGUAUGAAUCCCUUCAGAAUAAAAGUCUGUCUUAGAAGUUCCUUCACAGCAAGUCUGUAUGAAUCCCUUCAGAAUAAAAGUCUGUCUUAGAAGUUCCUUCACAGUAAAUCAGUAUGAGUUCCUUCAGAAUAAAAGUGUCUUGGCAGUACCUUCACAGUACAUCUGUAUAAGUUCCUUCAAAAUAAGUGUCUGAGCAGUUCCUUCACAGUAAAUCAGUAUGAGUUCCUUCAGAAUAAAAGUGUCUGGGCAGUUCCUUCACAGUAAAUCUGUAUAAGUUCCUUCAAAAUAACAAUCUGAAGUUGAUUCACAGCAAAUCUGUAUGAGUUCCUUCAGAAUAAAAGUGUCUGGGGAGUACCUUCA
Cyprinodon tularosa is the source of this 2389-nucleotide messenger RNA. It is a transcript of the gene prune1, whose product is annotated as prune exopolyphosphatase. Gene Ontology annotation, cellular component: cytoplasm. Gene Ontology annotation, molecular function: exopolyphosphatase activity. The record is from RefSeq and is a predicted model, not a curated record. Bases 187 to 1446 code for a protein of 419 amino acids. The transcript has 9 exons. NCBI's taxonomy places the organism in Eukaryota, Metazoa, Chordata, Actinopteri, Cyprinodontiformes, Cyprinodontidae.